AUGGAUCCAAUUUACAAUGAGGCACAAAAGCUCUUCCUCUGCAAAGAAAAUGUCAUUGUGGUAUUAGAUGACCUGGUAGACAACAGCGAUUCAAAGAAGAAUGACAUAGUUAAAAGUCAGCCAAAAAUAAAUGAAUAUUCCUGUGAUCUCCUCCUUAUCAGCGAGAAGAAGAAACAAGCAUUUAUCACUGGAGGAUCUGAUCUACAAUUGAAAGAAAAGCCUUUAUCAGACCUUAGAGCCAAACUAAAUUACAUCAAGAAGAUCAUGGACGCAGACAUAGAGGAUAAUACUGGAAAUGCUGAAGGGAAAGGAAGGAAAGAAACAACAACAGCCCAAACAAAUCAGAUUAAUCCUGAUGAAGAAAAUAACACCAACAAAAAUGAAGGCGUAUGGAGUUUUUUUUGUUGUUUCAAAAGAAAUGAAGUGCUAAAUCAGUCGAACAAACAAGAACAUCUGGUGAAGACUUUCACAACUGAAUCAAGGGGGCAGAAUGUUUAUACCACAAAUGCACCUGGAGCUACAGGCCUACCAUCAGAAGCAAAUGUGACACAUGUACAUGGCAUGGGGCCAGAUGAGAAUCCAUCUACAAAUUUAGCCAACUGUGUGGAGCAAGGGAUGGAGACAGACACGAUUCCUACUGCUACAGUAUCAUCACAAAUUAGGGAGCAGGAGAAGGAUGAUGCAAAGAUUUUUACAACUAAUGCCACUACGCACACACCAUUACCAUUCAAAAUCAUGUGGGAGUCACAGGCUGAUAAAACCUCUAUGUAUCAUGGCAAAGAGAUUGGCACUGACUCAGAUAAUUCUUUACUAUUGUCACAAAAUGAGGAGCAGGAGAAGAAGAAUGAUACACCCACCAUUACCAACCACAGUCAAGUUGACCCACCAUCUGAAACUUCAAAUCCAUUUUCACCAACCAAUAUGGGGCAAAAACAAGAGCAAGGAAGGGGGGCGGACAAAAAUAAAACUGCAACUUCUGUAUCAUCAGAAAAUGAGGAGCAAGAGAAGAAGAAUGAUACACCCACCAUAACCAACCUCAGUCAAGUUGACCCACCAUCUGAAACUACAAACCCAUUUUCACCAAACAAUGUAGAUCAAAAACAAGAGCAAGGGAAGGGAGCUGACAAAAAUCAAACUGCAACUUCUCUAUCAUCACAAAAUGAAGAGCAAGAGAAGAAAAAUGAUACACCCACCAUAACCAACCUCAGUCAAGUUAACCCACCACCUGAAACUUCAAACCCAUUUUCACCAACCAAUGUAGAGCAAAAACAAGAGCAAGGGAAGGGGGCUGACAAAAAUCAAACUGCAACUUCUCUAUCAUCACAAAAUAAGGAGCAAGAGAAGAAGAAUGAUACACCCACCAUAACCAACCUCAGUCAAGUUAACCCACCAUCUGAAACUUCAAACCCAUUUUCUCAACCAAUGUAGAGCAAAAACAAGAGCAAGGGAAGGGGGCUGACAAAAAUCAAACUGCAACUUCUCUAUCAUCACAAAAUAAGGAGCAAGAGAAGAAGAAUGAUACACCCACCAUAACCAACCUCAGUCAAGUUAACCCACCAUCUGAAACUUCAAACCCAUUUUCACCAACCAAUGUAGAGCAAAAACAAGAGCAAGGGAAGGGGGCUGACAAAAAUCAAACUGCAACUUCUCUAUCAUCACAAAAUGAGGAGCAAGAGAAGAAGAAUGAUACACCCACCAUUACUAACCACAGUCAAGUUUACCCACCAUCUGACACUUGAAAACCUUCAUCACCAACCAAUGAAGAGCAAGAAGAAGAACAGUAAGGGAAAGGGACUGACACAAGAGAAGCUGGUGGCAGAAACAGCAGUGAUAAAAAAAGCUUCAUUUUAAACCCAACCCCUUUCACUGUACUUACACUGCACUAUGUAAAAAUAUGUUUUAUCUCAUUUAAAAUGUUAAGCAAAAUGGAAUGACGUAAUGCAUUAUCCAUAUUUAUUUGUUUCAUAUUUGUGCUAUGAUGAUUUAAAGUUUCUUAUGCCUUUGACUUUUAAUUCCAUUUACUACAUAACUUAACUUUUUAACUCUGCGUUCAAACUGACCAAGCAAACAGCUUCUCUACCUUGUUGGUAAGGUUCAUCUUCACAUGUUAUCAUGAAUCCAGUUUCAGAUUAGGGAUUUCUAUGGUAAAAAUCUAUUAUUUUUUUAAUCUGUGCACCUCUCCCAUUUGCUUAAACAGUAAUUUGGC
Messenger RNA from Xenopus laevis (African clawed frog), 2206 nucleotides. RefSeq lists its product as uncharacterized. The coding region runs from base 1 to 1428 and encodes 475 amino acids. Lineage: Eukaryota; Metazoa; Chordata; Amphibia; Anura; Pipidae. The transcript has 5 exons. The record is from RefSeq and is a predicted model, not a curated record.